ACACACACACAGCACACUCUCUCUCUCGUUCCGUACACAGCAAACACACACACACACGCACACACCAUGUGGAUUCCUGCGAAGCCCAAGAAUAUCGGCAGGAUCUGCUGCCAGCCCGACUGGGCACCUCACCAGCCGGCUGAGCCGGCGGUGUGGCUAUCAUUGUCGAUGGAGCAGAAGCUUGACCUCGAGGCAUCUGCUUCAACACCGGAGCAGGCGGCACAGCCGGAGAACCCUCCUCCGGUUCAACCAGAAUUGCCUCUGGCACGGAGGCCUGGAUUUGGACAUGCCGGCCUUGAAAUUAUAAUAAAGGCCAACCAUUUUCUCGUUGCCGUCGCAGACAAAGAUCUGCAUCAUUACGAUGUUUCAAUAUCGCCAGAGGUGGCUUCAAAAAAGGUGUGUAGGGAAAUUAUCGACCUGGUUAUGAAGGGCUGCGAUUUCCCGAAGGAAAAGUUGGCGUACGAUGGAAGAAGUAGUUGCUACGCUGCAAGUUCCUUGCCAUUCGAGUCAAAAUAUUUUGCGGUUGAGCUUGUCGAUGCUGAUAGUCAGUCCAGGAGGAUCCGUAAGUUCCAGGUGUCCAUAAAACUUUCUUCCAAACCUGAUCUCUAUCAACUGAAGCAAUUCAUACAAGGUAGACAACUGGAUCUGCCACAGGAAACAAUCCAGUUGUUUAAUGUGGUUCUUAAACAAUACCAAUAUAAAAGUGGCCUAGUGGUUGGGAGGUCCUGUUUCCAUCGUGGAAUGGGUAAUGGAAGGGAUCUUGGAAAUGGACUUGAUUAUGUGCCAGGCUUUUAUCAAAGCCUUCGCCCUACACAAAUGGGCCUCUCUCUCAAUAUUGAUAUGUCCGGGACAGCCUUCUUUCAGCCUAUCUUGGUCGUGGAUUAUGUUGCGAAGCAUAUCAACAAAGAUCUGACUAGUGGUUUAUCUGACCAAGAUCGUACCGAGGUGAAAAGAGCUCUAAAAGGUGUACUAGUGGAGACCCACCAUCUAGGUCAAAUAAGACGACACAGAAUUUCGGGCAUCAGCAUGCAGUCAACGCAACAAUUGAUGUUUUCGUUGGAUGGCAAGGGGACUCAGAUAUCUGUUGCGCAAUACUUUAGUCAGAAGUAUAAUAUUGUUCUACAAUUUCCAAAUUUGCCAGCUGUUGAGGCAGGCAGUGAUACAAAACCCAUUUAUCUUCCGAUGGAGCUUUGUAGUAUUGUUGAUCAUCAGAGGUACUCGAGAAAAUUGAAUGUAACACAAGUUACAAAACUUCUGAGGAUCACCUGCAUACAACCCUCGAAGCGAGAGUAUUCAAUCAAGCAGGUGGUUGAAGAAAAUCAUGGCGUCAAUGAUGAUGCGUAUAAGAAAUUUGGUAUUUGUGUUAGCAGUAACCUGACAUCUAUAAAGGCACGGGUGUUGCCUCCGCCUACGCUGAGUUACCAUGAUGAGACUGGUAAAGAGAUUCUGUUUACUCCAACUGCGGGACAAUGGAGUAUGAAAAAUAUGAAAAUGAUUAAUGGCGGAAAGAUAAAGUUCUGGGCUUGUAUCAACUUCUCAAGGGUGUCUGAUGCAAAUGUUGGCCAAUUCUGCGAUGAUUUGAUUGGCUUAUGUUCCAGAAAAGGCAUGACGUGCAAUCAGGAACCCUUAGUUCCUGUCCGUAGUGUUCAUGGUCCGAUUGAGAAGGCAUUGUUUGAUCUCAAGGCGGAGACUUCUUCGGAACUUAGAAAGCUAGAUGCGACUGAAAAACAGCUUCAGCUCCUUAUAGUUAUUUUGCCUGAUAUAACCGACUCAUAUGGGACAAUCAAGCGUGUUUGUGAAACGGAGUUGGGUAUUGUCUCGCAGUGUUUACAGUCUAAAAAUAUAAUGCAAUCCCGUAAGCAGCACAUGAAAUACAUGGAGAAUGUCGCACUGAAGAUUAAUGCGAAGGUUGGAGGGCGAAAUUGGGAAUUGGAGGAUUUGAAGCUUGAGCUGACUAAGGAAUUCCCUUAUUUUAGGGAGUGUCCUACCAUCAUUUUUGGUGCAGCUGUUACUCAUCCUCAAGCAGGGGACGAUUCAAGCCCCUCUAUAGCUGCGGUUGUUGCUUCAAUGAACUUUCCUGAAGUAACAACAAAGUACAGAGGACUUGUUUCUGCACAAGCCCGUAGAGAAGAAAUUAUCCAAGAUCUCUAUAUAGAAAAGGUUGAUCCCAAAAGGGGACUUAUGCGUAGGGGAAUGAUUAGAGAACUCUUGACGUCCUUCUACAGAGCGACUGGGUAUAAACCUAGGAGGAUCAUAUUCUACAGGGACGGAGUAAGUGAAGGACAAUUCAGUCAGGUUCUUUUGCAUGAAAUGAAGGCAAUAAGGGAGGCCUGUGCCUCUGUUGAAGAAUAUUAUAUUCCAACUGUUACAUUCAUUGUGGUGCAAAAGAGGCAUCAUACUCGGCUCUUUCCCGCUGAUCAUAACACUGAUAGGAGUGGCAAUGUGCUUCCGGGCACUGUGGUUGAUACCGAGAUUUGCCAUCCAACUGGAUUUGAUUUCUAUCUCUGCAGCCAUGCUGGAAUCAAGGGUACGAGUCGCCCCACACACUACCAUGUGUUGUAUGAUGAGAAUGAGUUCAGUGCCGAUGGCCUGCAGAUGCUCACAAACAGAUUGUGCUACACGUAUGCCCGGUGCACUCGCUCCGUCUCUGUAGUUCCGCCUGUGUACUACGCCCAUCUUGCUGCUCGUCGGGCUCGUCACUAUAUUCAAGCCACAGAUUUUUCAGAUAGUGGAUCGACUUCGGAUGCUACUCGGGAGAGGCAGAGAGAGGUCCAGCCUCUGCCUACUAUCAAGGACAAUGUCAAGGACGUCAUGUUUUACAUCUGAAUAUCUGAUGCACAUAUCGUUUUGUCUAUGUAUAGUUCAAUCAUACCAAUCUGUAUGUACUCACAAAAUCUAUUGUAAAUCCCCUCAAAAAAAAAAAUUGUAAAUGUACAUAAUACUCCAUCUAUCUAGCUAUGACUUUUUCUUCUCCCCACAAAAA
Salvia miltiorrhiza (redroot sage) is the source of this 2983-nucleotide messenger RNA. Its product is annotated as protein argonaute MEL1-like. The record is from RefSeq and is a predicted model, not a curated record. NCBI's taxonomy places the organism in Eukaryota, Viridiplantae, Streptophyta, Magnoliopsida, Lamiales, Lamiaceae. Bases 67 to 2826 code for a protein of 919 amino acids. Gene Ontology annotation, molecular function: protein binding; RNA binding. The transcript has 22 exons. Gene Ontology annotation, cellular component: cytoplasm. Gene Ontology annotation, biological process: regulatory ncRNA-mediated post-transcriptional gene silencing.